AUGCUGCGACGACAUCGUGUUGGAGACGAUUCUGAGGUGGAAUCUGGGCAAGAUGCAAAGCUGGAAGGCAGUGAUGGCAAGAGUACUGAGCUGUCACAUGCUGCUCCGACGUCACCAAGAUCCUCAACUCCAGACCCGCACGCCUCAUCUGUAGCGACGGAUCCAGCUAUGCAAGUCCAGCGUGAUGAUAGAAUUAAAAGGAUAGCGAGGAACCCAGUGCCGUUUGGAAGUCUGGUGGAAGCUUUGAGCUACGUGGUGUUUCUCAUCCUCUUCAUCCUGGCCACGACCGUCAUUGAAGAGAACAUCCAGGCUUUCUACUUUGCCAAUCGACUAAAAUCUGCACUCGUGGACCAAUCCUUCACAGUGCCGACAGUCUCCACAGCAUCCUCCACGUCGACUUCGUCCAGUGUUAGCAGCAGCUCCUUGCUCCCGACCAGCUUCACUGCAAUUCGCGAUCAAGCACAGAUGUGGGCGUUCCUUGAAGGGCCUUUUGCUGAUGUCGUGUUCGGUGUCGCACAGGAAAGCGAUACUACCACCACCGCAUCGUCUGAAACGGGAAGUGUGGUUGCGUGCUCCAAUCGCCUAUUGGGCGGCGUUCGUCUUCGAGCUCUGCGCGUGAAGCCUGGCUCGUGUCCAUCGCUGAGUCAAAUUCCCGAGUACGAGACGAUUGUUCCGUUUUGCUACGGGAAAUUUGCCAGUGACGUGGAGGAAACACAAGGCUACGGUCUCAUUCUCAACAGCGAAGAUAUCGUUGCGUCGAUAAGUUACGCUACAGCGAGGUUAUUUUUCAAUGAUCUGGAAUUAAACACCGUCACGAAGACAUAUACGCAUCUACAGACGUGUUAUUCCGACUGCGAACGGAUCUGCGGUGAAGCGUUCGGUGUCGACAGGUUUCGCUACACUUCACAGUGCACAGCGCAGUGUGCAGUUCAGUGCACUUGUGUCUACGAGGAGCCAAUUGGAAUCCAUCUCUGCACAGAUCCCAACCCAAAUGGGGAGGGAGGGGCGAUUCCUACCGCUGUACACGCGUACAACUGGAGCAGUGCCAAAGUGACACAUGCGAUGAGUGUGCGGGGCUACACUGGCGUAUCAUUUCCAGGAUCCGGCUACGUCGUGGAUCUAGGUUUGAACGGAACACUCUCUCGUGAGAGGCUGGCAGAACUCAAGACCGACAGAUACCUCGACCUUCCUACACGCGCCUUGGUCGUGGAUUUUACCGUCUACAACGCGUAUCUACAGCUUUUCAACAUUGUGGAGAUUGUGGUCGAGUUCCCAGCUUCAGGUGGCGCGUUUGUCCAACUCUCAGAUGCAGUUCUGCGUCUCUUUCGUUACUCUUCGGCAAGUACGGGACGGAUUGUGUUGGAGGGUGUCGUGGUGCUCUAUGUUCUUAUCCAGUGGUGGAGCAUGCUGAAAGAAAUGUAUCGUGUCGGUGUGAAGGGGUUCUUGACUGCCUCUCUCUGGAAUCUACUUACAGCGAUGCAUCUCGUUGUUUUCGCGACUACGAUCGCUGUGCGACUCUACACGAUCGAUCUCGCGUACGGAACAAUGAGUGGGACGGCUGCAAAAGCGAUCACGUCGGCGUCGCUGGAAGAGAUUCCGAACUUGCAAGGCCUGGCAACUGUUCUGUAUGCUGAAAGUGUUAUCGAGAGUAUCAAUGCGGCGCUGGUGUGGAUCAAGCUUCUGCAGUACACCACAGUAUCGAAGCGCAUGAGUCUCUUGCUGUGGAUGUUAGGUCGUGCUGCUCGUGAUCUGGCCUGGUUCUUCGUGUGUUUCCUGGUUUGUAUCUGCGCAUUUGCACAGAUCGGGCUACUGCUGUUUGGGCUGGAUGUGCGUGGCUUCAGCUCUCUUGGUGUGGCAAUCGUAACACUAUUGCAAGCUGUGGCUGGAGAGCUGGAUUACGCGGGCAUGGCGGAUUCCCAUCGAGUGGCAGGUCCCGUUUUCUACAUUUUGUACUAUUUGCUGUUGCUGCUCAUCUUGGUGAACGUUUUCCUGGCCAUUCUCAACGACGCGUAUAUGCAGACAAUCACUGAACAAGAAGAGGAAGACGAAGAGCUAGCGACGGCUGCGAAUGAUCGCGUCAUGGGCUGGGACGAAUCUGGAGAUGUGGUUGAUGCCAAUGCCGAUAUUUCUCCCAGCGAAGAGCGGGCAUUGCAAGCUGCUCGACGUGAAAUGGAGCAACUUCGCAAAUAUCCAUUCUCAAAGGGAUUCUCGCCAGCAUUUAAACUGCUUGUGGCAGAUGCGAAACGUGUCAUUGCCGAAUUCCGUAAUGGAAACAAUGGUGUGAAUUUCACGAAAGUGGACCCUCUCAUCAUGUUGCCUAAGACCGGCAACAAGUGGCCGCAACCAUGUGAGACGGCAUCUCGCAAGUUGACGCGUCAUGUAAAGAGACAGGUAGCUAGUGAGUUACUGGAAGCGGAAGACCGAAUGCGCGUAAGCCGACGGGUCGAGUUGCAACAGUCUCAGAUCGAACAUUUGCGGCACACGGUGGACGAAGACGUCGCUGCUCGACUCGAGGCUUUGGCGGAGAGUAAUCGGCUCAAAACCAAGCGGAUGCAGGAUCUGGAAAAGACUUUGGGCUCCAUUGAGAAGCUCUGCAUACCAUCGUCUCGAACAGCUUCGUCUCGACUGUCCCGAACUUCGUCUCCAGCAAUCGGUGGGAAGCAGAAGUCGUCUGGGGGAUCGAAACGAAGUCUCUCGCUGGCAAUCUUGGCAAAUCGACAAAAGGAAACAAGGCGCAAAACCUCAGGCGAAGAGAUAGAAGAGAUCAACCUGUAG
Messenger RNA from Phytophthora infestans T30-4, 2775 nucleotides. RefSeq names its product Polycystin Cation Channel (PCC) Family. The record is from RefSeq and is a predicted model, not a curated record. The transcript is spliced from 2 exons. Lineage: Eukaryota; Oomycota; Peronosporomycetes; Peronosporales; Peronosporaceae. The coding region runs from base 1 to 2775 and encodes 924 amino acids.